This is a messenger RNA of Glossina fuscipes, 1424 nucleotides long. Its product is annotated as DDB1- and CUL4-associated factor 8-like. The annotation marks the transcript as partial. Lineage: Eukaryota; Metazoa; Arthropoda; Insecta; Diptera; Glossinidae. The transcript has 4 exons. Gene Ontology annotation, cellular component: cytoplasm; Cul4-RING E3 ubiquitin ligase complex. Gene Ontology annotation, molecular function: protein binding. The record is from RefSeq and is a predicted model, not a curated record.
UGUCCUCAAAAUCCUUCAGAGAUUAUAAGCGUUGGAGAAGAUGGUUAUAUACUUGGAAAAGAUUUACGUUCAGAUGAAUCGCAAUAUGAAAUGUUGCAGGUAACAUCAGAUUCACAGCGUAAAUAUGGGAGAAAACUAAGCCUCUACAGUAUUUCUCAUCAUCCAUAUGCGCCUGAAAUUUGUGUUAGUGGCUGUGAUAAUUUUGUACGUGUGUAUGACAAACGAAAUAUGAAAAAUAAUCCGUUACACAUGAUGUGUCCAGAGCAUUUGCUCGAUUAUGCUAGUAUUCCCUCAGUAACCUGUUGCGUUUAUAAUAACACAGGUACUGAGAUUUUGGCCACCUAUUGCGAUGAGAAUAUAUAUUUGUUUAAUAAUUUGUGCUAUGAAAAAGGAACAUUUCUUCAUUGUUAUAAAGGACACGUUAAUCAGCAGACCAUAAAAGGUGUAAAUUUCUUUGGUCCUAAUUGUGAAUAUAUAAUCAGUGGCAGUGAUUGUGGCAACAUAUAUUACUGGGAUAAAAAUACUGAAGCUAUACUCAAUUUUAUGCCGGGCGAUGUUGGCGGCGUGAUUAACUGUUUGGAACCGCAUCCUUCUGUACCUAUACUGGCAACUUCUGGAUUAGAUGAUAAUAUUAAAAUUUGGACACCUAGUGCUGAAACAUAUCCGCCUGACUUAGCAGAUUUAGAAAAUUGUGUCCUUCGCAAUAUGACACGUAGCACGUUUGAAGAUAUCGACGCCAUAGGAUUCGAUCAUGGACUAUUCCAUUUCUUUAUACGGCACUAUUCCUGUCGUCGUCGUGGCCUUGCUCAUGCUACUCGUAGAGGUGGCAGCAAUGAGCGUCGUAACCGUACAAACGAUGAAGCUUCUACCAGCACUAAUGAUACCAGUUCAGAUAAUCAAAAUGGGGACAGCGAUGAUGUACGCGUUCAUGGCACGACCUGCGGUACACAAUAAAUUUUUCUUUUUAUUUCUCAUGAUGCUGAAGUUAAAUAAUAUUUACGUUGUAUUUACUUUUUUAUGAAUUUUGAUUGCUUUUGUGAUCACUCUUUUUAUACCCACUACUAAUCCAUUAUAGAUAUAUCGGAGUUCACACACAAUGGAUACAUAAUCUUAAAACUCGUCUGUCCGCUUUUAAUUCAAUUGGUAAUAAUUAAAUUGGAGAGCUAGAAAUUAUCAACAUUAUUCCCGUUGCUUAGAAAACAAUUCGAUUCCAUUGAUAAUUGCGAAAAAUAAAAAGAAAAAAAAACUACCUCGUAAAGAAGAAUUCGCAAAUGAAGUAUUAAGUUAAAAUUCAGCAACAAUAUUCAGGAAUAUGUGGUUUUUCAAUGUACUUCACUUGUAAUGCAUAUUCAAUAUAUAUUGCACUCUGAACGGAAAGUAUUCCGAAAUCGUCAUAAUCUUUUUCACUUCUUUCAUUCCGUUUU